Messenger RNA from Drosophila elegans, 927 nucleotides. RefSeq lists its product as uncharacterized. Lineage: Eukaryota; Metazoa; Arthropoda; Insecta; Diptera; Drosophilidae. Bases 362 to 748 code for a protein of 128 amino acids. The transcript is spliced from 2 exons. The record is from RefSeq and is a predicted model, not a curated record.
CAACCCCGUAUACUCUUCCCCAGCAAACUCAGUGGUCUCGAAGCCGAGUAACUCUGACUGGUCCAGUGUUAGCUCUUCAACACAACGCGAAAGUAUAUCUGCCACGACGUUCUCGCUUCCUUUCCUGUGUUCGAUGUUGAAGUGAUAUCCCUGGAGUUGCAAUGACCACCGAGCCAGCCGACCCGAAAGGUCUUUUAUGGACAUAAGCCACUUCAAGCUGGCAUGAUCCGUGAUGCACGUAAACGGCAUUCCUGCCACAUACGGCCGGAACUUUCCAAUGGCCAGCAGGGCUGCGAGGCACUCUUUUUGGGUAACGGUGUAGUGCACUUGGUGACAAUUCAUCUUGGCCGAGAAGAACUCUAUGGGUUGCUCCUGGCCGUCUUCAUCCCGCUGGAACAACACUGCACCGACUCCGAUCUGGGAUGCAUCGCACUGGAUGAAAAAGUGCCGCUUGACCAAAACUGUGCCAGCUGUGCUUCUGGACUCAAGAAAACUUCUUAUUUCCCGUCUUCUUCAAGGAUUCCUUGAGCGGAGCUUCCAACGUCGCGACGUUCUUUAUAAACCGACGGUACCAAACAGCGGUUCCAAGAAAGGCUCUCACUUCCUUCAUGGUCCUUGGCUCAGGCAUCCGCCUAAUAGCUGCUACACGCCCUGGAUCCAUCCGCAAACGUCCUCCACCCACUAUGAAGCCGAGGCAUUCAGCGACUCGGCGAAGAUACUUCAUGGGCGUUCUCAUGUCUGGCGCUAGUAUUAGCAGGUCAUCCAAGUAGACAACUACAUUCGAGCGGAUCUUAGCUGGAAUUACUCGGUCCAUGAGUCUCACCAGCCUCUGUGAUGCGUUACAGUGUCCGAAAGGCCUCACGUGGUAAAGAGGCCGACCAGGAAUCGUAAAGCCUUUGUAUUCUUUGCUGCUCGUGUUCAACUCAA